AUGAUGCCAAAUGAUCAAAUCAAAUGUAAGUUGGCUUUCGAGGAGAGGAGAAGAAUCCACGGUAAGGCGCAAAACAAAUGUAUUGAAAUGGAAGUAUCUACUUCAAACAUAUUGAAGUUCGAUGAUGAGGAAAAGGCUUUGAAGGGCUUGCUGGAGGCAUUUGGUUCCAAAUUUUCUCUUGAACAAAUAGCUUCUGCUUAUUGCAAUGCAAGCCGAGAUGCAGAUUUUGCUGUUCAAAUUCUGCUGGAUAUGGAGGGAAGUUACUCCACCGCUUCUAGUCAUUCAUCCAAUGGAGAGGCAUUGGUGAGUGAAGAAUCUUCUGAGUCUUCCAAUGGUUAUAUUUUGAAGAAGUCUGAUACAAAUGGACAGUUCAAAACUGUAAAGCAAAAACGGCGUCCAGUUUCAGGAGGCACUGUUUCAAGUGUUCUUGGCAGGAGUUACGUUAGAUCCAUGCCAGUGGGCAAUGGCUCUUGUGUGGCAACCAAACCAUUGAAAUUGGAUGCGCAGGAGUUCCCAGUUUCUGAACUUUGGGGAGAAGAACCCAAACAAACCCAAGGAAAGGAUGAUCGUAUGCACAAGCAUAUGGAAGAUUUUUUAUUCAAAAUGCUAGGAGAUGGCUUCAUGCUGGAAAGGGAAAUGAUUCAACAAAGCAUGAAGAAACUACUUGAUCUGUCAGCAGUGAGUUUGGACAAAAGGAACAAAGAUGUUGGUAGAUCCACUGGAAAGGUGAAGUUAGUUGUUGCUAGUCUUGCAUCUUUAGAAGUUUUCAGAUUCACAGAUGCACUGUCUAAUUCUGGAGGACCUUCAUGUCAAAAAAAUUUACAAUCGAUGAGUUCCCAUGGAGGAGGUGCAAAUAUAAUUUCAAAUGCAAAUGGGGGAGAAUUACCUGGCCAUAGGAAAGAGAGACAGGACCUCCAGAACGAUGUUUUGGCUGCACUUUUUAAUUUUCCUGAGAGAUCGGAGGAGUUAUCUAGAAGAAUAAAGAGGGAUGAAAGGAGGUUGAUAGUAUAUGGAGAGCCAGUGUCUGAAACUCCAGCAAACUUUACCUUAGAGAACAGGGCUGAUUCAGUGAACUCGCAGCAAGAAUAUGACAAAGUGAUGUGCACCAUUCUUGCCUUCAUAUUUUAUGGUGGAUUACCUUAUGAAAUCUGGAAAGUGCUGUGGCUUGAUGAUAUCUAUGGGACCCGUGGAGCAAGAAAGUUUAGGGCAGGAGUUUUUUCUGGUUGCUCUGAAAUGGGGAAAGCAUCUGUGAACUGUAAAGACAAGCUUUUUUUAGUAUCAUCAGUUGAAGAUGAAGAUGAAGAGGAUAGUUACCACCUUCUUCGUAGAGCUUGGAAGGAGUAUCGGGCCACAAUGAAUGAAUAUUACAAAGCUGCUGGUGAUGCAUUUGCCAAGGAAGAUUAUGAGCGAGCAAACAAACUUAUGGACGAGGGACUUUUUUUCCGUGACAAGGCUCAUGAGGUGGAUGAAGAAUCUACUCAGAAGAUGUUUGAAACAAAACAUGUUGAUACACAAGACGAGACGUUGCUUGAUCUGCAUCAACACGGCACUAAAGAUGCAAUACGCUCCUUGAAGAGUAAUCUUGUCUUACUUUCUGGCAUCCCAUCAUUCAAGUACCUCAAAGUCAUCAUCGAGACAGAGGAGGAAGAUUUUACGAAAGGCGCUCGUAGAAGAUUGUGUGAAAAGAGUCUUUUGUUUGAGAGACGGAACCAAAAGCCGAAAAUAAAGUUAAUAUCUUAUCCGGGUCCUACUUAUCAUCCAAGGGCAGAAAAGAAAACUUAUACCUCCCUCCCUUUUCAUUUGCAGAUUAUGAAGCUAUUAGAGAAGGAAUCAAUCAAGUGGACUGAAGGAGCAGAUGUUGGAACAAUACUAAUUGAACUGGAUAAUAUCAACCCAAAGCGCUUGAGUUUCGCCAAAAAAUAG
Messenger RNA from Dovyalis caffra, 1923 nucleotides. The record is from the annotation of a GenBank genome assembly. Lineage: Eukaryota; Viridiplantae; Streptophyta; Magnoliopsida; Malpighiales; Salicaceae.